This is a messenger RNA of Symbiodinium natans, 2103 nucleotides long. The record is from the annotation of a GenBank genome assembly. Lineage: Eukaryota; Dinophyceae; Suessiales; Symbiodiniaceae.
AUGGAUGGAUUGAACAGGCUGCGUUUGUCAGCUGUUGAUGCCGAGCACUUCCGGACAGCCGCUGGCAAUAGCGAAGUGCCCGAGAAGGACUUGAUGGACAUGCUAACAUCACUCAACGAAAUCGUGGUGAGUACCGACAAGGAGCACAAGGCUUUCGAAAAGCUUUCCAGUGCACGCGAGACGGCCUGCUUGUCUACCAAGAAGAGUCUUCAACAGUCCAUCUCCGAAGGAAGCCAGUCGAUCAAGACUGCGCAGGUGGAGCUGUCGAAGGCCAUGAGCGAGGUCGAGUCCAUCCAGGGCGGGGUGAGUGAGCUGAAGUCUCAAGUCAAGACCGUGGAGGAUGAGAUUGCUGCUCUUCAGAAGCAGCUUGCUACACUGCGAACGGAGCGUCAAGCCGCCAUUGCGCGCGACUCCGGCUACACGCGGGAAGUCAAGGCCAUCCUGAGCAAGGCCAAGCAACGGAUCGACCAGGUGUGGACUCGCAGUGGUGCGCACAAGGUGGACGACGUGGCCGAACUCCUCCAGGGUGAAGUCAAGGACAGCAGCCGGAGUGCUGACGAGGCAUGGGACCCGAGCGCGCUGGCAGAAAUUCACAGCAGCCUUACUGACGAAGAUGCAGCUGGCGGCACUCCUGACAAGACUGCCAGGACCGAAGCUGCGGAGGGCAGCUCCAAGGCUCUCGCCAAGGAUGCGGCAGAUGUCAACAAGGCCGCUCAGAUUGCUCGCGAGGCCUUCGAGCUGGAGGAGCUGCGUCUGAUGGAUCUGCUCCAGGCGAAGCGGAAGCUGCUCGGGCCUUUACAAGAAGGCCUUGCUGACCGGCAGCCAGAGUUGGCAGAUCAGCUGAAGAAGAUCUCGGAGGCCAACCGCACCGUGGCCAUGUCCAAGAAAGGUGUGCAGCGCGACACUGCAGUCUUGGAAAAGUCCGACGUUAGAUGCGACCUCCUCGCCAAGGCGAAGAAGUUUGAGGCCGACAAGCGACCGGAGGUCCGGGAACAGGUGGUCAUGGCCGUUUCCUUCCUGAAGUCCAUAGCGAAGGCUUCGGACUUCACGCUCACUCCGGGGGCCGAGGGUCCCAAGACUUCGCCCGUGAACUUCUUGCAGCUGGACUCCAUCAGCCGAGACGGCGGCGAAGACCUAUCCGAGGCCGUGCGCAACGCCUUGCACAACAUCGAGGCCCUGAGCGAGAGCCAUCGCGGUCUCUCUGAGGACCUCCAGGCAAGUGACGACACCGUUCCGGCCGCGCCUGAGAGCAAUCUUGUGCAGGUGGGUGCUGGCACGGAGAGUGGCCAGGCUGCCAGGGAGACGGCCGACUCUCUCAAGGGGGUCAAAGAGAUGAUCUCCAAUCUGAUUGCCUCACUUCGGGAGGAGCAAAGCCAGGACAAGGACAAAGGCAAGUUCUGCGAGGAGCAGGAGAAAAAGGCCCGCGAAGGCUUCAAGAAGCUCUCAGCCGCCACGGAGGACGCAGAGCAAGCCAAGCGCUGGGCGGAGAACGCAGUCCUGGACCUCCAGGCCCAAGCCCGCUUCCUGGAGGCUGACGUGAGCCGGCUCAAGCAGGCCGUGACCUCGGGCAAGGCAGACCUCGAUGCGGAGGUGGCCCGCAUCAAGGAAGAGGCCCAAAACCACGCGGCCAGCAAGGAGGUCAUCGUGAAAAGUCGUGCUGUGCUGAAGACGCACUGCCAGCUGUCUGGCACUGAGAAGAGCUCCGGCAACUGCGGCGAAGCCGACGCCGCGCUGAAUCUCGCUAAUCUGGGGCUGGAAAAACUCGACAAGUUCCUUGCCACCUACAUCUUGGACUUUACCAAAGUCUCUGAGGAACAGAAGGCCGAUGCCGAGCAGACCCUGAAGUUGCAGGGGGAGAGCCUCUUCCAAGCCAACGCAGACUUGAACAGGCGCAAGGACGAGCUGGCCGAGCUGGCUUCGGACGUGGUUACAGCCCAGGAGAACAUGAGACUCGCGGGCAAGGCCGAUGACGCGCUCUCCACGACUUGCGGGCCCAAGGCCACUUCGAUGGAGGACGCCAUUGCCCGGCGGAAGGAGGAGAUCGAGCAGCUGAAGAACGCCGUGAAGGUGUUGGAUGGCGAGGCCGAUGGACACCAAGAUUAG